UAAAAGACGAAUCAUACACGUGAAGUAUGAACGAAGUAGAUAUAACGAUAGCAGUGCUGUGUUUCCUAUGUGUAGUGAUCGGUAUCCCAGCUAACACUAUCUCCCUGAACUUCUUCCUGAAGAAGACCAGCAACAUCUCCACCUGUAUCUACAUUGCUAUCACUUCUACUGAUCUCCUUACUUGUAUCAUGGUCUUCCCAGUAGGACUGUCACUGUCAGCUGAUAGACGAGAUAUGAUGUUUAGCAACAGCGUGUUCUGCUCUCUUUGGGGCAUUAUCUGGGAGUUUAUCCCUUACUACACAGCUUUCCUUGUCUUCUCGCUUAGUAUUCUCCGUACUCUAGCCCUUCUCAAGCCUUUUUACAGGAUAAAAAACAAGAUAGUUGUGAGCGUUCUGAUAGGAUACGCAGUAUUUUUAAUGACCCGACAAGUGGUGGGUGUUAUACUGGGGUACAGUGAUUAUAAGUACCAGAACAGUACUACUUACUGCUGGAACCACGCCACAGACCCUCACUUCCUGGUAUCAGAUGCGGUAUUUUCAUGUCUACAACUAGCAUUCCCCAUCCUUCCUAUCACAGUAAGCUGCAUCACAUCCUCUCUAGUCAUCUUCCUCAAAGACUCCACAGACUCCAACAAGUCCACCCAGGAGAUGAGGAGAAAAGCAACAAUCACAAUCAUCCUCUUCACUCUUGUCUACAUCCUCUUCCAUGUGCCGGUGUUUCUUAACUAUACCAGAUUUAUAAUUAGUAUGUAUGUAACCGGACGUUUUGGGCAGGGUGUGUUUUAUGAGAAGUAUAUUUGGUUGAUGACGUAUGUGAUGACGGUUGCACUUAAUUCACUUUUUAAUCCGCUUAUUUAUUUGUUGAGGAUGAGUAGGUUUAGGUUGGAGGCUUUUAAGAUUUUUCCCUCUAGCAUCUGAUCAAUCGUUUUAAAGUUGUGAAUCAUGUAGACGAAUUA
Messenger RNA from Bolinopsis microptera, 955 nucleotides. RefSeq lists its product as uncharacterized. NCBI's taxonomy places the organism in Eukaryota, Metazoa, Ctenophora, Tentaculata, Lobata, Bolinopsidae. The record is from RefSeq and is a predicted model, not a curated record. The coding region runs from base 27 to 917 and encodes 296 amino acids. Gene Ontology annotation, molecular function: G protein-coupled peptide receptor activity. Gene Ontology annotation, cellular component: plasma membrane. Gene Ontology annotation, biological process: neuropeptide signaling pathway. The transcript has 4 exons.